Messenger RNA from Sphenostylis stenocarpa, 4068 nucleotides. Lineage: Eukaryota; Viridiplantae; Streptophyta; Magnoliopsida; Fabales; Fabaceae. The record is from the annotation of a GenBank genome assembly.
AUGAGGAUCAGCCACGUGUCUAAAGCAUCUCCACACGUGGCAAGUGGCAAAGGCGUGUCAGUUAUCUUUGUCAUUAUAAACCUUCAUCAUGAAACAUUCCUCACCGAGACACUUGAAGAAGUUACGUAUUCAAUCAUGGAUUCAAGAGCAGUUCAAACUCAUGGGCAAAAGUACGAUCAACAUCACCAUAAUUCUCACAAUGUUGGGUCACAAGGAGUGGCACAUGGAGAAGAACACAACCAGCAUGGCCAUGAGAAGAAGUCGGUUCUGAAGAAAGUCAAGCAAAAGGCUAAGAAAAUUAAGGACACGAUCACAAAGCAUGGUCAUCAUGAGCAUGAACAUGGCCCCGAGUAUCACUAUGAAGAUCAACAUAUCCCUGAUGAUCAUGACUUGGAUGAAGAAGAUGACGAAGAUUUAGAGCCAGAAGUCCAUGGAGCACCGACAGUUUACGACAGUGCACCUGUUAGAGGUGCAGCACCGGGGCAAGUCCAUACUAUAGGGAGAACUAGAGUUAAUUUUGGAAGUGCAACAGUUAUGGGAGGAGAACCUCAUCAGGAGCCAAGAGUAUUGGUUGUUUCUCCAACUACUGGUGUUAAGCAAAGCAGAGUCACUGACCAAACUAGGACAUUUGUUGAGGUAGAGAAACAAGUGCUUGCUAAGCUCAAUUUGGAGAGUCCAAUGCACUUGGAGGAAGAUCCUCACGCCCCACGACGGGCACCUCAAGCACAUGCUCCAGUAAAUUAUCAAACCAAAGUCACAGAUCCAACUGGAGCAGGUGGGUCAGAAAUUGACACUACCUCAGUUGAGAAAUCUUUCGCCAGGAUGACCGUUCUUUAUGAGCCUAAACCUUGCCAAGAACCAAACCUCUUUCCCUCUAUUCCUGAAACUCUCCACACUUCUGCUGGAAAACACUCUCAAUUUGCACCGGAGGUGUCUAGUGCAACUACUUACACAUGUACUCAAAGCUAUGGUCAAUACUUGCCAGAACUUUCUAGUGAAGUUAAAACCCAAUACCCCAGAAGCCAUGACCAGUUUACACCAGAGUUGUCCACACCAACCAAAACUCACUAUCCUGAAACCAAAAUCCAUGACCAAUACUUGCCAAAACAAUCCAGUGCAACAAAAACUCAUUACCAUUCAUCUGGAAGUCAUGAUCAGUUUACACCACCAGUGUUAUCUUCUGAACCUAAUAUUCAGCACCCUUCUACGAAAAUCCAUGACCAACACUUACCACAACAAUCCAGUGCUCCAAAAACACAAUACUCUUCAUCUAGAACCCAUGAUCAGUUUACACCACCAGUGUUAUCUUCUGAACCUAAUAUUCAGUACCCUUCUGCCAAAAUCCAUGACCAACACUUGCCACAACAAUCCAGUGCAGCAAAAUCUCAAUACCCUUCAUCUGGAACCCGUGAUCAGUUUACACCACCAGUGUUAUCUUCUGAACCUAAUAUUCAGUACCCUUCUGCCAAAAUCCAUGACCAACACUUGCCACAACAAUCCAGUGCAGCAAAAUCUCAAUACCCUUCAUCUGAAACCCAUGAUCAGUUUACACCACCAGUGUUAUCUUCUGAACCUAAUAUUCAGUACCCUUCUGCCAAAAUCCAUGACCAACACUUGGCACAACAAUCCAGUGCAGCAAAAUCUCAAUACCCUUCAUCUGAAAACCUUGAUCAGUUUACACCACCAUUGUUAACUACUGAACCUAAUAUUCAGUACCGUUCUUCCAAAAGCCAUGAUCAACACUUGCCUCAACAAUCUACUGCAGCAAAAUCUCAAUAUCCUUCAUCUGGAAGCCGUGAUCAGUUCGCAUCAGAUUUAUAUACUGAACCCAAAAUUCAGCACCCUUAUACCAAUUUAAAUGACCAACACUUGCCACAACAAUCUGAUGCAACAAAAUCUCAGUACCCUUCAACUGGAAGACAUGUUCAGUUUACACCAGAGUUAUCUACCGAACCUAAAAUUCAGUCCCCUUACACCAAAACCCAUGAUCAAAACUUGUCAUUGCCACAAAGUGCAACAAAAUUUCAAUACCCUUCAUCUGUUAGCCAUGACCAGUACCAUUCUACCAUGAUCCAUGACCGGCACUUGCCACAGCAAUCUAUUCCAAGUGCAAACAAUACUCAAUAUCCUUCAGCUGGAAGCCACGAUCAGUUUCUACCAGAAUUUUCAACUCAAACCAGAACCCCACAAGCAUACAACACCACACAUGUUGAGGAAUCCCAAUACAGACCAAUGGAGAAACCAUCCAAUGAGAGCAGUUACACAGAGAAAAUCUCAUCAGCAACCUCUUCAGUAGCUGAUACAGCAAUCAAUGCUAAAAAUGCCGUAGCUUCAAAGCUUGGAUAUGGUGACAGAAAUGAGACCGAGGCAACUCAAGCAAAAAGGCAAGAAGAUAACAUAAGCAAUGAAAACCCAUCAACAAUCUCUUUAGCUACCGCUGCAAUAGCUGAUAAAGCCGUCAGUGCCAAAAACACAGUAGCUUCCAAGCUUGGAUAUGAUGCGGACACCGAAACAACUCAAACAAAACAUCAUCAACAGAACACAAGCAAUGAAAAACCGUCAACAAUCUCAUCAGCAACCUCUGCAAUAGCUGAUAAAGCUGCCACCGCCAAAAAUACCGUAGCUUCAAAGCUCGGAUAUGGUCCUGAAACAACUCAUCAGGAACAAGAAAAACCAUCAGUAGUCUCUUCAGCAACCUCUGCAAUAGCUGAUAAAGCUGUCGCUGCCAAAAACACCGUAGCUUCAAAGCUCGGGUACGGUGCUGAAACAACUCAUCAGGAACAAGAAAAACCAUCAACGGUCUCUUCAGCAACAUCUGCAAUAGCUGAUAAAGCUGUCGCUGCCAAAAACACCGUAGCUUCAAAGCUCGGGUACGGUGCUGAAACAACUCAUCAGGAACAAGAAAAACCGUCAACGGUCUCUUCAGCAACAUCUGCAAUAGCUGAUAAAGCUGUCGCUGCCAAAAACACCGUAGCUUCAAAGCUCGGAUACGGUGCUGAAACAACUUAUCAGGAACAAGAAAAACCGUCAACAGUCACUUCAGCAACCUCUGCAAUAGCUGAUAAAGCUGUUGCUGCCAAAAACACCGUAGCUUCAAAGCUCGGAUAUGGUGCUGAAACAACUCAUCAUGAACAAGAAAAACCAUCAACGAUCUCUUCUGCAACCUCUGCAAUAGCUGACAAAGCUGUCUCAGCCAAAAACACCGUUGCUUCAAAGCUUGGGUAUGGUGAUGACACUGAUACAACACAAGCAAAGCAUCACGAAGAAGAAAAACCAUCAACAAUCUCUUUAGCAACUUCUGCAAUAGCCGAUAAAGCUGCCUCGGCCAAGAACACCGUAGCUUCAAAGCUCGGAUACGGUGCCAACACAGAAACAACACAAACAAAGCAUUACGAAGAAAACACAAGCAAUGAACAACCGUCAACCAUCUCUUUAGCAACCUCUGCAGUAGCUGAUAAAGCUAUCUCAGCUAAAAACACCGUUGCUUCCAAGCUUGGUUUCGGUGACACUACAACUACACAUGAAGAAGAGAAGGAAAGAGAGGACGCUUCUGCCCCUACUGAAUAUGGAAAGAGAGUUGCUCAGUCUCUGACUGAGAACCUAGGCCCAUUCCAUGGAAGUGGUGUGAAGUCUAACAUUUCAGGAACAGCAGGUGAAAGAAAUGCUAGUGUGGGUGUGGAACAAGACAAGGGUGUUUCUAUGAGGGCCUACUUGGUGGACAAGCUAAGGCCAAGUGCUGAAGACAGGGCUCUCUCUGAAGUGAUAUCAGAGACUUUGCAUAAGAAGGAGCCUGUGGAGGUUACUGGGGAAGAAGGAAACAAGGGAGUGAAAAAGGUCAUCUCUGAUGCAGUGCAUAAGAGAGAGGAUGAGCCUGAGCGAAGAGUGGACCAACAAAUACCAGUAUGGAAGGUAACAGAAUCAGAGGAAGUGAAAACAAGGUUAGGUGAUGAAGAUGAAAAGACUGAGAGAAGGUACCAAGAGAUGUAUGUGAAUAGUCCAGGGACAGGUGUGGUUGAUAAGCUCAAGGGAAUGGUUGGAUCAUGUGGAGAAUCAAUCCUCACAAGGUAA